AUGAUGCCAAAACUCGCAAAGGGUUAUCUGAGAUGCGGUAAGAUCUUGAGCCUCACUAAGAAGACGGACCUCGCUUUGCAAAUAUACGAAAGAGGUUUGUUGAAGGUCAAGAUCUCAUCCCCAGGACCAGGUAGAGUGGUAUGCUUCUCAACAGUAUCCAUCACCGCAUUGGCUCAGAUCGUAUUUCCCACGCCGGCGUACCUCAAUCAAGAAGUCGGAUUCCCAUUCGACUCUCCUCGGCCAGCUCAGUACCAGUCGCCAGAUCCCGCUCACGGAGAGGCCCCUGACUCGACCCACAGCGCACUCGAUCUAUACCAGUGCCUAUAG
Molecule: messenger RNA, 327 nt
Organism: Mollisia scopiformis
Lineage: Eukaryota; Fungi; Ascomycota; Leotiomycetes; Helotiales; Mollisiaceae
Exons: 2
Coding region: 1-327 (108 amino acids)
Source: RefSeq, a predicted model, not a curated record